CCUUCUUUUUGUUUUUCUUUAUUUUGUGGACAUGGCGGCCCCCAAGUCGACACGGAACAUUUAGAGGAGCUAUUUGAGAAUAAAUGCGAUAAAUAAUAUUUUUACAUUGAAUCCGAUUCGAAUUGGGUCUUUUGGCGUGAAAUGUUUAAGGAGAGUUCUGCGUGGAAAGACUCACCGUCAACAUUCUGCAGAUGUGCUUUUAGUUAUUUUUGGGUGAGAUUUGAAGGCAAAAAAAGACGAAACGCAGCGACACUCGUGACAAGUGUGUUUCUGUUUAAAAGAGUAGGGGGCGGGAGGGAAUUUGUAAUUGAAUUCGAGUAGCAGCAGCGGCUGAGCCAUUGGUUAUAAGAGGAGGGCGGGUGCCCCGGGUGCCCCCCCCCCCCCCCAAGCCGCCCUAAAAGCUCCUCCCCUCACGCUCCUAAGCACUUGCUUGUGCGGGGGUCUCCAUCUUAUAAGAGUCUCUGACAAUCAUGUCCAAUCCGUCACCUGAUCUGAAAAGCCAUCGGAGAACAGGCGAACGGUUUUGAGUCCCCCAGCCCCCAGGCCCUUUCCAUCACUGAUUCUGGGGGGGAGGCGUGCAAGUCGCCAGACCCGAGAAGGCCGCCUCUUUUGGGCUCUAGACUGACCCCAGUGGAAAGAUGCAGUUGGAGAACAUCCUCCCCAGCGCGCUCCCCAAGACUUUUUACAACCUCUCCUCUUCUGAUAGUGGCAACAACAGCCCCAGGCCGCCGUCGCAACUCGAUUAUCAAGAAGUGGACCAGGCCGAGCCGGAGUCCAACAGUGCUCCCAAGAAAUACCUGGCGGCCGUGCAGGGGAGCGGGAUGAUGGCUGACGCUGAGGGGGACACGUUCGCUAAAGCCGGCCCCGUUGGGAGGAAAGACUCCCCAGUGCUGGCGGAGGACCAGCUGACCGGCGGGCGGCGGUACGGCUUAGACGAACUCGGUUCCGAUCGCUACUUCAUCUCGUCUUCUCAGGCGAGUUCCGAAAUGUCGAGUCCGUGUUCCCUCUUCCCAUACGCGAGCCAAACAGGCUCGGUGUACACGGGCACCACCGGGUCCAGGUACCCGGCUUCCCUCCACUACGGAUCCGUUCUGCCGCCUGCCGGCUUUUCCUCCCCGUCAGUAUGCAGCGGCCGGGGACAGUUCGGCAGCGCAGGCUACCAGUUCGGUCAGGGUCCCGGCUGCUUGUACCCGUCUUACCCGGGCGCGGGCAUCAGCUCUAUGUCUCUGGGCGGUCCGGGCGCCGGCGCCGGUCCGAGAGCGCAGGUGUAUCUUUGUAACCGGCCUCUGUGGCUCAAGUUCCACCGGCACCAGACCGAAAUGAUCAUCACCAAGCAGGGCAGACGGAUGUUCCCGUUCCUGAGCUUCAACAUCACCGGACUGAACCUCACGGCCCACUACAACGUGUUUGUAGAAAUUGUUCUGGCCGACCCCAACCACUGGCGCUUUCAAGGGGGGAAGUGGGUCACUUGCGGCAAAGCGGACAAUAAUAUGCAAGGCAACAAAAUGUAUGUUCAUCCCGAAUCCCCAAACACUGGCGCUCACUGGAUGAGGCAAGAAAUCUCUUUUGGAAAGUUGAAGCUGACAAACAACAAAGGGGCCAACAAUAAUAACACACAGAUGAUUGUCUUGCAAUCUCUUCACAAAUACCAACCACGGCUCCACAUUGUUGAGGUGACGGAGGAUGGAGUGGAAGACAUGAGCAACGAGGCCCGAACUCAAACCUUCACUUUUCCUGAAAAUCAGUUCAUAGCGGUCACUGCCUACCAGAACACAGAUAUCACCCAGCUGAAGAUUGACCACAAUCCAUUUGCAAAAGGCUUUCGGGAUAAUUAUGACUCAAUGUACACGGCCCCAGAGAGUGACAGGUUGACUCCAUCACCUACAGACUCUCCGCGAUCAACCCAAAUCGUGCCCGGGGCUCGCUAUGCCAUGCAGCCUUUCUUUCAGGACCAGUUUGUCAACAACUUGCCGCAGAACCGCUUCUACAGCAGUGAACGGGCCGUGCCUCAAACCAACAGCCUCCUGUCCCCGCAGAGCGAGGAGGCUACUGCUUCCGCCUCGGCUCAGCGCUGGUUUGUCCCCCCGGUCCAGCAGCCAGGCUCCAACAAGCUGGACCUGUCCUAUGAGAAUGACUAUUCCACCAGUAGUCUGCUGUCCUACGGCAUCAAACCUCUGUCCCUACAGACGUCCCACGCCCUUAGCUACUACCCUGAUUCGGCCUUUGCCUCCAUGGCUGCAGGCUGGGGCACCAGAAGCUCCUACCAGCGCAAGAUGACAACAGGCUUGCCCUGGUCCCCUCGCCCAAGCCCACCGGCCUUUCCGGAGGAUCAGCUGGGAGCCACGAAAGACAAGCUGCCUGAGGAAACCACAUCGUCGGCAACCACCUGGAUCGAGACUUCUCAAUCACUGAAAUCAGUGGAUUCUAACGAUUCCAGCGUGUACUCCAUGGUGUGCAAGAGGCGUAGAAUGUCCCCUGGGGGCUCCAGUACCGAGAACUCUCCAACCAUCAAGUGUGAAGACUUGACCACUGAGGAUUACAAUAAGGACAACCCAAAAGGCAUGGGUUAUUACGCAUUCUACACAAGCCCCUAAGACUGUAAUUUAUUUCAACUAAAUAUAACUGAGUGCUCUCCAUUCCUUGUUAAUGUCUUUUUGUUUUUUCUCUUUUCUCUAAAGGUGCCAAAGCUUAAUGUUGCUUCCCCCCCAAGCAAGCUGCACAACGUUAUUUUCCCAGGCCAACCCCUUUCUCAUAUCUGAGCAGAAACAUGCAUAGUGAUUGUUGAUUUUGAACAAGCAUGUCAUAUUUUAAAUCCAUUUUCUUUAAAAAAAAUAAUAAAAUAAAAAUAAAGAAGGGAUUCCCCCCUCCACUGUGUAUUUAAGUCGUUUCCAUUGUACAGUAUUUGUGGACUUUAGAAUGUGAUGUACCUUGUAAAAAUUGUCUCCAUGGAGGUGUUAUUCAAUGGAUAAAUAAAGUUGCUUUUCAUAAAGCAUCAUCCAAAUGGUUUUCCCUGUGUGGUUUAUCAAAAUACAAUAGGAAAGUUAGGACAUUGGGAAACUAGAAUCUGUGAUUUAAAAAAAAAAAGAUUUAGAAAUAGACACUCAGAUGUAAGAAUUUGAUUGCCCAUUUGAAACUUGCACUCAAGAGUUAAUGAUUAAUGUUGCAACAUAUGAGUCAUAUUAGUCUUGGCCCUUUCAUGAAUUCAUGCGUCCUCAUUACCAAUGACUUGUGAAAGAGGAAAA
Syngnathoides biaculeatus (alligator pipefish) is the source of this 3242-nucleotide messenger RNA. Its product is annotated as eomesodermin-like. Gene Ontology annotation, biological process: CD8-positive, alpha-beta T cell differentiation involved in immune response; endodermal cell fate specification; regulation of transcription by RNA polymerase II. Bases 639 to 2594 code for a protein of 651 amino acids. Lineage: Eukaryota; Metazoa; Chordata; Actinopteri; Syngnathiformes; Syngnathidae. The transcript is spliced from 6 exons. Gene Ontology annotation, molecular function: RNA polymerase II cis-regulatory region sequence-specific DNA binding; DNA-binding transcription factor activity, RNA polymerase II-specific. Gene Ontology annotation, cellular component: nucleus. The record is from RefSeq and is a predicted model, not a curated record.